Molecule: messenger RNA, 2523 nt
Organism: Xenia sp. Carnegie-2017
Lineage: Eukaryota; Metazoa; Cnidaria; Anthozoa; Malacalcyonacea; Xeniidae
Exons: 5
Coding region: 1-2523 (840 amino acids)
Source: RefSeq, a predicted model, not a curated record
AUGGCAUCCUUGAAUCUUCACAGAAAACAAUGGAUUUUUAAGAAAAUUGGGACAAGGAACUCUAGAACAACGUUGUUAAAUGACGAUGAAAAACGAUGGUGUGUUUAUGGAAUCGUACUUAAUCAUGUUUUGAUCCCAGCUGUUCGACCUUACCUGGAAAAUAAUAUUUUAAAUGAGUAUGAUGAAUUAAAGGAAUCUCAUAAUAUUCAUGUUCAAACGAUUCACAACUUUUCUUCACCAAAAUAUUCCCACGAUCUACGCUAUAAAAAUAUCAACAAUAAUGAAACAAAGGAUAAGAAGAAGUUUAUCUAUGAAGUUAAGUCACAUGUCGACUUUGGAAAACUUUUCCUUCAAAACCACAUGGCAAAGUUUAACUGUUACGACAGUUGUGACGCAUCAGCAGUGCUUAAUUUACUAGAAAGGAUCCCAAUUUUUUCAAACCAGGUCCAGAAUGCGGCAAAAAUCGUUAGAGAAAAUAGAAAUUCUUGGGCUCACUGUAAUUUUGAGAAAUGGAACAAAAAAGAUUUUCAAAAGAGAAUCGACAAUGUGAAGAAACUUGUAAAUAAAUUGUGUUUAACAAAUGAAGAUGAAGUUUUGAAUGAUAUAAAUCAUUGGAAAGAUCAAGCUUUGACUUGGCGGACAAGCGAUCGUACUUUAUGUGAAGAGUUAAAAGAUCACAUUAACAGACUUUUAAAGGAAGUUGAAGAAACGAAAUUUGAAAACGAAGAGUACAAAAAGUUAGCGCAAGAGACGCUUGACAAAUUUUCGAAUUGCAUUGAUCAGUUAAAAAGACGUGUUGAUCAACUUCAACACAAAGUUGAGCAACUUUAUCAAAGCAAUAUUAAUGAUUUUGCCAAUUGUGACAGCGAUAUCGAUUUACACUACCAAAAAUUCGAUCCAGAAACAAGAAAAUGGUUGAUCGACGAUUUUUCUGCUUGGUUCAAAAAACCUGCAGAAUCAAGAGCUUUUGUAUUUAUGGGAGAUGCUGGAGUUGGUAAAACAGUUAUGGCAGCUGCUAUCGCUCAACGCGCUAAGGAUGAUGGGAAGUUAGGAGCAGCAUUCUUUUGUAGACAUUAUGAUGGUACACGUCGUGAUCCAAAAUCUCUCCUGGCCAGUGUUGCUUAUCAGUUAGGUAAACAUUUUCCUGAUUAUUUGAAAUUAUUGGGAGGGGUGAAUGGAAUACAAAAACGACUAAGCGAUACAAAACUAGGCGUUCAAGAACUUUUUACUAAGUUUUUCGAAGAUCUAUUAUGGAAGCUUGAGACUUUUUCCAAAACUCUUAUUGUGAUCGAUGCUUUAGAUGAGGCAGAUUAUGAUUCGAAAAAUGAAUUUUUUGAUGUGGUAACUUUUCGUUUUCCUCAACUUCCACAAUGGCUACUUUUCUUUAUAACAACACGUCCAGUAGAUUACACGCAAUUUACUUUGAAAAAUUACAAUCCAUGUGUAAAGAUUUGUUCAGGACAUGCAAAUAAUGCUGAGGCUGAUGAAAAACAUGUACAAGAUAUUCAAACAUUUUUGGAAAAUCAAGUCGACUUCACUGGUAAAUCAUUUACUGCAAGAGAAAUUACAAAAAAAUGUAAAGGAAUGUUUUUGUUUGCACAUUAUCUUGUCAAAACUCUCAAAGAUUCAUCUGAAACGGAUCUUGAAAAAUGCCCACAAGAUAUUGAUGGAUACUUUCUUGAUAAUUUUAAACGUAUUCAUAAGAAAGUUGGAAAAGAUUUCUAUAAAAAAUUGUUAGGUUGUGCAGUGGUUGCUCCUUCACCUCUUCCUAGUUCGUUUAUUCCAUUUCUUUUAAAAAAAGAAAAUUUAGAUCUUCACGAACAAGAAGUAUUUGAUGCUAUUUCACUGUUUUUUUCUUGUGAUAAAAAAAAAUUCACGUUUCUUCACAAUCUUAUACCUGACUGGCUCUUUGAUAAAGAGCGCGCUUCGCGAGAGUUGGUAAUUCGUAAAACAGAAGCACAAAUUUUCUUUAAGGAAAUUGUCAUCGAACUUUUGACAUCAUUCCUGAAGAAUGGACUACCAUUCAAUGACUCAGAUGAAAAUUCCGUUGUCUGUUACAUCCUCACAAUUGAGUUUCGUUAUCUAUUUCAUCUUUCAACUGAAAACUCUGAAUUGUCGAGAAUAUUUUUUCAGUGUUUUACUAACUGUGAGUUUCUCAAACAACGAAUACAAAGCAGUACAUCAGGUAUUUUUUCCCUUUUAAAUGACAUUCACUUUGCAAUUGAAAAUAUUGAGUUAAAAGAAGAUGAAAAACAAACUGUAAAGGAACUACUGUCUAUUCUUGAAAAUGACAGUUUUUAUUUGGUAGAUAACCCUGAUCUUUUGGACUCCUGUCUUUCAAGGUUAUCCUCAAACGUCAGAGAAGCAUUUAAAUCAAAGCAUUCAAACCAAUGUAGAUUGCGGAAUAUUAUGUUAGAUAACGACAUUAAGAUUAAUUGUGACGUCUAUGCUUAUUCAACAGACAGAACUUUGUUGGCAGGAGGAAAAGAGAACGUUCUUUAUCUACGAGAGAAUGACAGUUGA